AUGAAGACAAACACUGUCGCUGCCACGGCAGCUCUGCUGGCAACGGCUUCAGCUUCGUUGUAUGGCGAGAGCAACGUCAACCACACUUGCGUCCUGCAACCUAAUUACCUCUCUUGCUCGGCUCAGGCCGAUCCCAAGACCGUCGACUCUUGCUGCGUGGAGACUUUCGGAGGGUUGUUCGUUUCGACGCAAUACUGGGACACAUACACUGGAUAUGAGGCGCAAGGACAGGUUUUGCCCGAAUUCAGCUGGACCAUUCAUGGCUUAUGGCCAGACUUUUGCAACGGCUCCUACACCCAGUACUGCGAUCUGUCCAGACAGUACGAUCCUGCUCCAUCGCCCAACACCACAAAUGGUCUUCCCAAUGGUACAGUUGUUCCGGCAUACAAGCGUCCUAGCAUUUCGACCUUCUUGGCACCCUUCGGCAGAUUUGAUCUCCUCGCCUACAUGAACAAGUACUGGGUCUCACAGGGCCAACCCAACGGUGACUUCUGGGGCCACGAAUUUUCCAAGCAUGCGACUUGCUUCAGCACGUUCGACGUCCCCUGCUAUGGACCAGAAUACCAGCCUCAUCAAGAAGUGAUCGACUUCUUCCAGACCGUGAUCCUCUACUACAUGCGCCUCCCAACCUGGGGCUGGCUUGGUAGCCACGGCAUCUACCCCAGCAACAGCACUACAUACACCUUGAGCAACAUGGAAGCAGCUCUGAGAGCAGAGUACGGCUCUACACCAUAUCUUGGCUGCUCUGGCCCUCGCUACAAUGAGACGACUGCUGGACGCAACUCGACAGACAAUGGAAGGACUCAGUUGAGUGAGGUGUGGUACUAUUUCCACUCUUACGGCAGGCCUCAAAAUGGUAACUGGCAGCACAUCAACCAAACUGGUUCGAGCUCUUGUGCUAAGGCUGCGAAUGCCAUUUCUUACUUCGAGAGGACGAAGACGUCUGUUGGUCCAAAUUAG
This is a messenger RNA of Recurvomyces mirabilis, 960 nucleotides long. RefSeq lists its product as uncharacterized. Gene Ontology annotation, molecular function: RNA binding; ribonuclease T2 activity. Gene Ontology annotation, biological process: RNA catabolic process. The transcript has 6 exons. The record is from RefSeq and is a predicted model, not a curated record. Gene Ontology annotation, cellular component: extracellular region. NCBI's taxonomy places the organism in Eukaryota, Fungi, Ascomycota, Dothideomycetes, Mycosphaerellales, Teratosphaeriaceae. Bases 1 to 960 code for a protein of 319 amino acids.